GGGAGGGGCGGAGCGGAAGUGACGCAGGCGCGCUUCCGGCGGCGUGGGCGGGGCUUCGCGUCUCCUUCCUGGGAUAUCGGCGGACCGAAUGGAAGCAAAGACUCUUGGAAGUGUGACGCCCAGAAAACCUGUCUUAUCUGUCAGCGCAAGAAAAAUUAAGGAUAAUGCAGCCGAUUGGCACAAUUUAAUCCUGAAAUGGGAAGCCCUCAGCGAUGCAGGUUUUGCUACUGCAAAUAAUAUUGCCAACAUGAAAAUCAGUUUGUUGAGUAAAGACAGGACGGAGUUAGAGAGCAGCAACGAACCUGCGGAACAGACGCAUCCGGAGUACAGCCGGGAGCUCGAGGUGCUGUGUGAGCAGCUGCGGGCCACGCUGGACGGUUUGACCAAAAUACAGGUGAAAAUGGAAAAGCUGUCUUCAACGACCAAGGGAGUCUGUGAGCUGGAGAACUACCAUUACGGGGCGGAGGGCGAACGGCCCCUCCUGUUUCACACGUGGCCCACAGCCCACUUCUACGAGGCCUCCCGCCAGCUGUCCGACAUGUACGGGAAGGAGCUGCUCCUGAAGCGCACGAUCACGGAAGAGCUGGCACACUCCUCGGACCACGACCUCACCCUGAGCUACUUGUCCCUGUGGCUGCACCAGCCCUACGUGGACAGUGACAGCAAGCUGCUUCUGGAGAGCAUGCUGCUCGAAACCGGGCACCGAGCGUUGUGACCUCCGUGACCUCCCAGCACGCCUUGCGCGAGCUGCUCCGGGCCCUGGACUGUUGGCCUCUGCGCGCCCAGGGCGGCCAGCCCUCUGCCUAGGACCCAGUGCCCUGUGCCACACCUGUGCGCUGGCCUGGCCCCCGCCCGACCUUCUGAGGGUCCUCCAGACCGGACCAUCUCACCAGCUUCCCUGCAGCCUCUCCAGACACGCCUGUUACUGCUGCGUGACAUCCGCCACCCGGCGUCAUCACCCAUCGUGAACCUGUCACCCAUGAGGGCUUCUGCACGAAAUAAAUGCGUUCCUCGACAGAA
Messenger RNA from Pteropus alecto (black flying fox), 1020 nucleotides. It is a transcript of the gene CINP, whose product is annotated as cyclin dependent kinase 2 interacting protein. The record is from RefSeq and is a predicted model, not a curated record. The coding region runs from base 89 to 715 and encodes 208 amino acids. The transcript has 5 exons. Lineage: Eukaryota; Metazoa; Chordata; Mammalia; Chiroptera; Pteropodidae.